AUGUCGAAUACCAACGAGAAAUACGUCUUCGGUAGAAGUAAAAUGGAAUCACAACGACUCGAUGCGCAGCACAGCUUGCUGGUAAAAGCAACACAAAACACUCUGGUUCACCCAUCUAUCCCAAAGGAAAAUGUCAUCUCAGUUGCGGAUAUAGCAACCGGGACCGGGGUAUGGCUCCGAGAUACUGCAAAGCUCCUAGGAAAAGUUAAUACAACCCAACGUUACUAUCAUGGAUUUGAUAUAUCGCCUGAUCAGUUCCCUGAUGACAUGGGCGACAUCGAAUUUUCUGUUCACGAUAUAACAGCACCCUUCCCGAAAGAACAUUGGAAUCGCUACGACUUGGUCCAUGUACGAUUGUUGGUUGCCGCUAUUGACGAAGUUGAAUACAAAGCUGCGGUCGCCAACAUUCAUCAAAUUUUAAAACCUGGUGGGUUCCUCCAAUGGGAGGAAAUCGACGAAGUAACGUACAAACUAGAAAACAACACCGUCUUUGAGGAAAUUUGGCGAUGCUUUGACUCUUCGUUCAAGGCGGAAGGGAAAUGCUUCCAAGCAUCAGCAAAGGUUCUUGAGGAGUGCAUGGCGGCUGGUUACUCAAACGUCGAGCGGCUAGCUUACAGUUCAGACUGGGACAAUAACCUUCGUCCGGAUACCGAAGCAAGAUUUGUUGCAAUUAUCGAAACGUUGUAUGCAAGCCUUUUGUUGCGGUCCGGGCAGGUGGAUGAUGAGCUAGCAGCAUCAAAGCAGGCUGGGGAGCUGAUCAAGAAAUAUCAACAACUUUGUGGGAAUGGAAACUCCCCGCCGGUGAAACUUAUGAGGGUUGUUGCUCAAAAGCAAACCGCUUGA
Molecule: messenger RNA, 843 nt
Organism: Penicillium cosmopolitanum
Lineage: Eukaryota; Fungi; Ascomycota; Eurotiomycetes; Eurotiales; Aspergillaceae
Product: class I SAM-dependent methyltransferase
Exons: 4
Coding region: 1-843 (280 amino acids)
Source: RefSeq, a predicted model, not a curated record